UGACUCUUCCCCUCUCAAGAUGGCCGACAAACUCCCUUCGGAGUUCGAUGUGGUGGUGAUAGGAACCGGCUUGCCGGAGUCCAUCGUUGCAGCUGCUUGCUCAAGGAGUGGCCAGAGCGUUCUCCAUGUUGAUUCAAGAAGCUAUUAUGGAGGAAACUGGGCCAGUUUCAGCUUUUCAGGAUUGUUGUCCUGGAUAAAGGAGUAUCAGGAAGAGAGUAAUGGGGAAGAGUGGACAGCAUGGCAAGAGCUGAUACUGGAAACAGAAGAAGGAGUUGCUCUUCGUAAGAAAGACCAGACCAUCCAACAUGUAGAAGUUAUUUGUUAUGCCAGUCAGGAUUCAGAUGAACAUGUUGAAGAAGUCGGUGCUGUGCAGAAAAAUCCUGCCUCUAUGACGUCUGCUAGCACAAAUGACCCUCCGGACUCAAUGGUCCCAGCUUGCUCUGACACGUCUGAAUUAACGCCGCCGCUCAGCAAGCCAGAGGCUGCACAGGAAGCCCCUGAUGUAGAUGUGACACCGGGGAAAGAAAACCGUGGUGGUGAUACGGAUUGUAGCCAGUCACCUUUGGAACAGGAGAAAGCUGACAAUUUACCUGUAGGAGAAGAUGUUGUUGAUGCACCCAAGAAGAAUAGGAUUACUUACUCCCAGAUUGUUAAAGAAGGCAGGAGAUUUAAUAUUGAUUUGACCUCAAAGCUACUUUAUUCUCGAGGAUUGCUAAUUGAUCUUCUAAUCAAAUCAAAUGUUAGUCGAUAUGCAGAGUUCAAAAACGUUACCAGGAUUCUUGGAUAUCAAGAAGGGAAUGUAUUACAGGUACCUUGUUCCAGAGCAGAUGUUUUUAAUAGUAAGAAACUCACUAUGGUAGAAAAGAGAAUGCUGAUGAAAUUUCUGACAUUUUGUUUGGACUAUGAACAGCAGCCUGAUGACUACAAAGCUUAUGAGGAAUGUACCUUUUCGGAAUAUUUAAAAACUCAAAAACUGACGCCUAACCUGCAACACUUUGUCCUCCAUUCCAUCGCAAUGACAUCAGAGGCAUCCACUAGCACGCUGGACGGCCUCAGAGAAACACAGAACUUUCUACGGUGUCUUGGGCGGUAUGGCAACACUCCUUUCUUGUUUCCCUUGUAUGGCCAAGGAGAACUGCCCCAGUGUUUCUGCAGGAUGUGUGCAGUGUUUGGUGGAACCUAUUGUCUUAGCCAUGCAGUACAGUGCCUUGUAGUGGACAAAGAAUCUGGAAAAUGUAAGGCAAUAAUAGAUCACUUUGGUCAGAGGAUAAGUGCUAAGUAUUUUAUCGUGGAAGACAGUUACCUUACCGAGAAAACGUGUUCAAAUGUGACCUACAGGCAGAUCUCAAGGGCAGUGCUGAUUACGGAUCAAUCAGUACUGAAGGCAGAUUCUGAUCAGCAGAUUUCCAUUUUGACAGUGCCACCAGUGGAGCCAGGAUCUGCUGCUGUCCGGGUUGUUGAGUUGUGUUCUUCCACCAUGACGUGCAUGAAAGGAACAUAUCUCGUCCAUUUGACUUGUCCGUCCUCAAAGAAAACAGCAAGAGAAGAUUUAGAGUCAGUUGUGCAGAAAUUGUUCACUCCGUAUGCUGAGGCAGAGCUGGAAAAUGAAGAACGAAAAAAGCCAAAUCUUCUGUGGGCCCUCUAUUUCAACAUGAGAGAUUCUUCAGAUAUCAGUAGAGAGUGCUAUAAUGAUUUACCUUCAAACGUGUACGUGUGCUGUGGACCAGAUGGUUUUCUGGGAAAUAAAAAUGCUGUCAAACAGGCUGAAGCACUUUUCCGGCUCAUCUUGCCAAAUGAAGAGUUCUGCCCACCUCCACCAAAUCCUGAAGAUAUUGUUUUUGAUGGAGAUGGUCUGCAACCAGACCUUUCUUCACCCAAGCCAGAGAAUGCUGAAGAAAACACAGACCAAGGAGAAGUAGAAGAGCACUCGGAAAAAUAGAUGACAAUUAGCCAGGGAGCCCUACUUCAAAAAUCGUCUUCAGUGUCCAGAUUGUCUUAACUUGAGCAAAGUUAGCAAAUGACUGAAAAGCAAUAGCCACACUCUUUCUCCCCUCACCCUCGCCCCCAAAUCAGAAGGUUCCCUCCCCAGCCUUGAAGAAGAACAGUGUUGCACAAAGUCAAAACCAUACUUUUUUUUUUUUAAUACUAGCUCUUUAUUUUCAAAAUACAUGCAGAUACAGUUUUCAGCAUUUACUCUUGCAAAAGCUUAUGUUCCAUAUUUUUCUCCCUUUGUUCCCCCACCUCCUCUCUUAGACAGCAAGUAAUCCAAUAUAGGUGAACAUGUGAAAUUCUUCUAUACAUAUUUCCACAUUUAUCAUGCUGAACAAAAAAAAUCAGAUCAAAAAGGAAAAAAAAAGAGGAAAAAAAAGCAAGCAAACAACAACAAAAAAGGUGAAAAUACUAUGUUGUGAACCACACUUAGUUCUCAUAGUCCUCUCUCUGGAUGCAGACAGCGCUCUCCAUCCCAAGUCUAUUGGAACUGGCCUGAAUCACCUCAUUGUUGAAAAGAGCCAAGUCCAUCACAAUUCAUCAUCACAUAAUCUUGUUGUUGCUGUGUACACUGUUCUCUUGAAAACCAUACUUUUUAAAACACUUAUUCUUCCUGUUUUAAAAAGUCAGAACUUUUGUAUUAACAGAUAGAGUUUUUAUAGUGCUUUGUCUCCCAGGAAUCACUGUCCAGGUUAAGGGACCUGACAAAUUGGUAGCUGUGGUGUCGUGUUCAGACAGUGUUCCCUCUAUUUCCUCGGGCUCAGUAGAGUCUUUCUCCAAAGGUUUGGCUCAUUGGAAUACCGAGCCCUUCCCUGGCUUAUUUCCAAUGAUAAUGUUUUCAUGAGUGGGCAAGUCGCAUAUACAUGUAUAAGUAAGUAUAGUUUAGGAGAACUAAGAUUACAUAAGCAAGCCAUCUUUGCCUAUAUUUUGAGGAGUUUUUACAAUCUGUAGAAGCCCCAAGAUAUGCUUGAAACUUUUAUACCCGCAUUUAUAAAAGACUGGAGUUCUUCAGUUAUCUUAUUAUUACUAGCUAACAGCAUGUUGUUUAAGCAGAAUAGUUAUCUUCUUAUUUGGAAUUUUUUUCCUUAGUAGGAAAACUCAGUAAAAACUAGUAUCAGAAGCAGUGACAGCUUUGAAACUAAAUGUAGGUAUGUUCUUACUACUGAACAAAGCAAUGGAGAUAAAUAGCAAGAGUAGCCCUGACCUGAUUGACAGCUUGGAGACAAAGAUGAAUCCUUGCUAUGCCAGUUUCUGUCUUUGGGCAAACACUUUAACCUCUCUGUGCCUCAGUUUUUCCAUCUGUAAAAUGGUAAUAAUAAUACCUUUCCUUGUGUACUUGAUGAAAAUGCUAUGAUAAUAAGAUGCAUUUGUGUAGAGUAUAAAAGCAUACUUUUUUCAAGGGGAAAAUGUUCUAAAAUUCUUAAGCCCUCUCUUCUGACUUUUGAUUUGAGAUGAGCAGUUAAAUACUCCAUACUGUAAAGUAGCUCUAGGUUUCCUGAGAAAACAAUAAGAUCAUCUAUAACUGUUCUUAUUCCCGUGUAGCAAGAUUUUGAAAUGAAAAUGCAUUGUUUAAAUGUAUUCAUCUCAACACAUCAGUUUAUCUUAAUUGUCAGGGACAUUCUAUAGAUCCUCUAAGGUAUUACUACAUGGAAGUAUGGCUUUGAGCUUUUACCAGGAUAAGUACUAUGUAAAUCGAAGUCAUAUUUCUUUUCUCACAGGCACAUCCCAAACAGAACGUUAUAAUUAGUGAAUCCUAAAGUGUGUGUGACAGAAAGAACUCUACAUCUGAAGACCAAAGCCAGUUAUAAUAACAAUGCCUGUAUGUAUUAAAGCGAUUGCCAAGCCCAGGCAUAUAACCUACUUUAAGGGCAAUGGUGAGUAGUUCUAGAUUACAGUAGGAAAAACAAGAAGUCGAAGUUCUUUGUAAUGAGAUUUGGCCUGUUAAAAGCCAUGGCUGCCUGGGAAAGCACAUAUUUCAAUAUACCUUAGCUGUAACUUGUCCUCAAAUUUCCCCAUGUUAUAAGAAUCUACAAGGAAGAAAGUUGGUGCUUUGAUCAGUUCUCUCCCUGGGAAGAGGGAGGAACAGAAUAUUAUGAAUCUGCACAGGUAAUUUUGAAGCCAGGAAGUGUAGAAAUUUUAACCUCUUCCUUCCCACUGCGCGCCUCUCAUUCCUGCUCCCCACUGUGCCCCCUCGCACUUUCAAGACGAUUUGCUGCCAGUGAAAAGUCUUCCCUUUCUGAAUGCAAAAUUUUCCCUAUUUGCUCUUCUGAUUUUAACAUAUCACACAUUUCAAGUGUGGUAGAAUCCUCUUGGCUUGUUCUGUGAAUUUAGUUCUACCAUAAGUCAUGUAGCUCCUGAAAACCAACUACUGCAUGCAGUGAAAACCUAAUAUAUCUCUCUAUAUAUAACCCUAUUAGUCUUAGAGCUCCAGGUGUUAGUUUUUCCCUGGAUACUAGCAAUAUAAAAGGGUUCUACUAUAUGUGAAUAUUGGGUCGGAAUAUAAUUGCAGUAGGCUGCACUAAUUCCCAUCUUUUGUUUUAUUUUAUUCAUCCUAAUUUAGCUUUUUAACUAUAAUGUACAAAUUUAUGCAAACCAUAAAUAAAUCGGGGUAACCCCAUAUAAUAGGAAAAAAUAAAUCCAGAGUAUUCUCCUUUUGGUUUGUUCAGUCAGACAAUGUAGGGUAUACUAUAGGAAGGCUUUUAACCUGUGUCAUACCCUAUUUUUAGCCUUUAACUUAUAUGGACAUAGCCUCUCCAGUUACUCUAGGUGCUUGGUGAGGAUUAUUUAUGCAAGAGGGCUCCCUGAGUCUGCUAUGGAUAAUCUUCCAUCUGCUGUUGAAGUAUGAAAAAAUUUUGAAUCUAGGCCAUGUUGACAUCAAACUUCGUUAUAACUCUUGAUUUACCUCAUUGCAUAAUCGCCUUGUUACAUCAGAAUGUAAUAGAAGUUAUUCUUUUGGGGCUACGAAUGUUAAGUACUGCUAAUAAAUAUCGGUUUUAAGGAGAAUUCUAUGUUUAAAAGGUUUGUUAUAGAAUCAACAUCUUCACCUGAAGUUUACUAUAUGCAGUCUGUCUCUGUUUUUAUAUAAAGGAAAUUUAUACACGAUUUAAAACUUGAAUGAUUAAUUAAAAAUUUUGAAACACCA
Antechinus flavipes (yellow-footed antechinus) is the source of this 5131-nucleotide messenger RNA. It is a transcript of the gene CHM, whose product is annotated as CHM Rab escort protein. Gene Ontology annotation, molecular function: GDP-dissociation inhibitor activity. The transcript has 15 exons. Gene Ontology annotation, biological process: small GTPase-mediated signal transduction; vesicle-mediated transport; intracellular protein transport. The coding region runs from base 20 to 1939 and encodes 639 amino acids. NCBI's taxonomy places the organism in Eukaryota, Metazoa, Chordata, Mammalia, Dasyuromorphia, Dasyuridae. Gene Ontology annotation, cellular component: cytosol; nucleus; cytoplasm. The record is from RefSeq and is a predicted model, not a curated record.